This is a messenger RNA of Mauremys reevesii (Reeves's turtle), 1364 nucleotides long. Its product is annotated as maestro heat-like repeat-containing protein family member 1. The transcript has 12 exons. Lineage: Eukaryota; Metazoa; Chordata; Testudines; Geoemydidae. The record is from RefSeq and is a predicted model, not a curated record. Bases 584 to 1243 code for a protein of 219 amino acids.
GGAGGCAGCACACGGCUGUCUGGGCUCUGCUUUUCAGACCGUUGGGAGCAUUUUUUGGAGUAUAUAGCACCUGUUUACACAGAACUCGCAGAGGAAUCCACAUCCUCACUGUCAUCUGCGAUUAUAUGUGAGACAUCAAAAUUCUUCUGUGGCUCGACCAUCCCAGCACAGGGGAGCCGAUAUGGAUCUUUACGGCCACCUCUGCCGACUGCUGGUCCGGUCUGGAGCCAUAGAUCAGGGGAAGGAGGAUACAGCAGCCACAGGGAGUUGCAGCUCUUCCCUGUCUGGGCCUGCUGCUUCAGGCACCAAGCGAAAGGCCUCUGCAUCACCCAGGGGACAGCUCUCCCCAAUCAUCAAUGAGGAAAGGCCAAGGAAAAGCAGAAGCCUUGCUUGCGUGAGGGACAUGGAUGAGGCUGCCCUGAGGACGGACAUUGGCACCCUCCCAGCACUCCACUCCAUGCUCGCUUGUUCCUGCUGGAGCUGCUUGUGUUCCUGUUCGGGAGGCUGAACAAGGAUGAGGAAGAGGAGACCUGUGCCAGUCUCUUCAUUCUGGACCGGAUAGUCUGAUCCCAACAUUUCCGAAAUGACACACCAUACAGAGAAGCUGUUCACAGCCCUAGGGCCAAUCCUGCAGAGCACAAGCAUACAGGAGGAAGCAGACGAGAGACGCACCAUGGAGCUGGAGGUCCGCCAGCUCUGCUCCAGCACCCUGCAGUCCCUGGGUGACUCCCCCAGAAUGGCCAAUGUGCUCGCGGCAUCUUCGUAUAUGAUGGUGCAGGUCGGAAGGGCAGCCAUGUUCCUCCCCUUCCAGCUGAUCAGCACGUUUCAGGCUGGGUGGAGCCAAUUCUGGGAUAACUACAUGACGCACAUGCUCCUCUACGUGGAAGAUCACAAGACCUGCUUCUGCCAGAGGGAGUGGGAGCAGCAGCUGCUGCAGUUCCUGGAAGACCUUCUCUUCUUCAUCUCGGACCAUACCUGGCUGGGCUGGUUCAUCGCUAGUAUCAGGUGCCAGCUCCCCACAGUGAUAAGCUGCCCGGUGACAAUGUCGGUGUCCUGGAAGGAAUUGGGGAGCUUCCUCUCCAAGUGCUGGGGCACCGUGCUGAUGGUUUUUCCAGCAGAGAGCAUCAAGCCCCAGCUAUGGCUUCUGGUGGAGAUGGUUGAUUUCCGAGAAGAAGAGGAAAGAGAGGUGAGGUCUUUGCUCCUCCACGGUCAAGAGAUCCCUCAUUCCUUGUCAAUCCCCUGAUGCUACAUGUGUAUGUUCUGCCUUGGACAAGGUCCAGAGGAUUGAAAAGAUCUUCCUUAUACCCAUGCCCAUGUUGAUGAUUUUGAGAGCCCAUCCUGGCCCCUUGGCGUAUUGCUCAGCA